Messenger RNA from Musa acuminata subsp. malaccensis (wild Malaysian banana), 851 nucleotides. Its product is annotated as RING-H2 finger protein ATL74-like. The record is from RefSeq and is a predicted model, not a curated record. Gene Ontology annotation, molecular function: transferase activity. NCBI's taxonomy places the organism in Eukaryota, Viridiplantae, Streptophyta, Magnoliopsida, Zingiberales, Musaceae. Gene Ontology annotation, biological process: protein ubiquitination.
AUGAUUUAUGGUGGCUUCGAGUGUCUUCUUGUUUGGAGUUGCUGCGCUGGUCUUUUCCUGUAUCCAAUUAGCUUGUGCGAGUGCAAGCCUCGUCUGUCCUUGCUCGAUGUAAAGCCUGGAGAACACCUCAUCGGAAUCCCGUCUUUAAGUGCAGAUUCCAGCCCUGCGUUUGGAAGAGAGCUUCUUAGCACGAUAAUGCUGUCUUCCACUCUUCCCGCUGCUCCACAACGCGGCCGGAGGCUGCUGUUGCUUGAUGAGUUGGCACCCGUGGCCUCGCCGAACUCGCGGGGGCGCAGCUCUUACGACGCCGACGUGAUCAUGAUCCUGGCCGUCGUCCUCUGCGCGCUUAUCGGCGUCGUCGUCGCGAGCUUCGUCGUCCGGUGCGUGCUCCGCGUCGCGCGGUGGGCGUGGCUGGAACCGCACGCUGCCCGGCCGUGUCUUGCCGACCUCCCGGUGGCAGCGGCAGCCGCUCGCGUCAAGGAGGAACAGGCCGCCACCGCGGGCUCCGGCCUGAUCGUGUACUUGGGCGAGCCGGUCGGGGGGUCGGAGUGCGCGAUAUGCCUGUCGGAGUUCGCGCCCGGCGAGCGCGUCCGCGUGCUACCCGGCUGCAACCACGGCUUCCACGUCCACUGCAUUGAUCGUUGGCUGGCGUCCCGGCUCUCGUGCCCGACGUGCCGGCGGAGCCUGUUCGGCAAGUGCAGCGCCGCUUCGGACGGCGAUCACGCAGUUCACUAGUAGUCAGAUGUGCGUAUCACAGUGUGAAGUGAAGCGGUCUGUGAUUUCGUCUUCAUGAGUCCAUGAAUUGAUGUGCAGUUGGUGUAAGGAUUUAAGCGGGCAGGUGUCUUCCACGA